AUGGGAGUGUCUAUAUUGCCUGCUUACGACUACAAGUGCAACAGUUGCAGUCAUCGCUUCGAGGAGCGCCAGAGCUUCUACGCCGAUCCAGUGGCGACAUGCCCGGAAUGCGAAAGCGAAGCCAGCCGACAGUUCGUAGCCGUGCCCAUCGUAUUCAAGGGCAGCGGCUUUUAUGUGAACGACUACGGCAAGAGCAGCAGCUACAAGAGCACCAAGUCGGACACCAACGGCGCAUCUGCCGACUCCGGUAAGAGUGAGGAGUCCUCAUCUAAACCGGCGGAGAAGGCGAAGAGCAGCACAUCCGGCUCGGACGAGUAG
This is a messenger RNA of Geodia barretti, 318 nucleotides long. The record is from the annotation of a GenBank genome assembly. NCBI's taxonomy places the organism in Eukaryota, Metazoa, Porifera, Demospongiae, Tetractinellida, Geodiidae.